Messenger RNA from Sorex araneus (European shrew), 5245 nucleotides. RefSeq names its product WD repeat and coiled coil containing (gene WDCP). The record is from RefSeq and is a predicted model, not a curated record. Lineage: Eukaryota; Metazoa; Chordata; Mammalia; Eulipotyphla; Soricidae. Bases 80 to 2131 code for a protein of 683 amino acids. Gene Ontology annotation, molecular function: kinase binding. The transcript is spliced from 4 exons.
GAGAGCGUGAGGCGGGGCGGCCGCGCGGAGACUGAGUGUCUGGUCGCAGUGAGACGGAAGAGAACCUUUACCAGGAAGGAUGGAGUUGGGCAAAGGAACACUGCCCAGGACGGGGCUGAACGCCUUACAUCAAGCCGUCCACCCCAUUCAUGGCCUUGCCUGGACAGAUGGACAUCAGGUGGUCCUGAUCGAUUUGCAGCUUCACAGGGGAGAGGUCAAGUUCGGGAGCUCAAAGGCCAUCGGACAGUUUGAGCACGUGGCAGGGGUGUCCUGGGCCCCCCAGGCUGUGGCCGACACCUCCGCCCUGCUCGCCGUUCAGCAUCAGAAGCACGUGACGGUUUGGCAGCUGAGUCCCCGCCCGGCAGAGAAAAGCAAGUGGCUGAUGUCUCAGUGCUGUGAGAUCAGAACCUCCAUGCCCAUCCUGCCCCGGGGCUGCGUGUGGCACCCGCACUGCGCCGUCCUCACAGUGCUCACGGCUCGGGACGUCUCGGUGUUCCAUAACAUUCACCGUGACAGCGCCCGGGUCCGGGCUGACAUCGGCGCCCCGGGCCCCAUUCACUGUGCGUGCUGGACCCAGGACGGCCUCAGGCUGGUGGUGGCGGUGGACAGUAGCCUGCAUUCGUACAUUUGGGACAGCGCUCAGAAGACUCUGCACCCGUGCUCCUUCUCCCCCGCGGUGGACGUGGACAGCUCCGUAUGCUGCAUCAGCGCCACUGUGGACACACAGGUCAUCUUAGCCACCGAGCUGCCCCUAGGUAAGAUCUGUGGCUUACACGCGUCAGCGUCUUUGGGCGUACGGACCAGCAGUGACGACACUUGCCCCUCUGCCCUGCCAGUUGGUGAAGGAGCACCUUCUGCGGGGAAGGAGGCGGAUGCUUCCGGAACAAAGCCUGAAAUGUUCCUGACUCCUGGGUCUCACUUCUCGGAUCUGGUGGACCUGACUCAUGUACGCUUCAAACCGUCUUGGUCGGAGGGGAGUUCUCUUAUCUUUCUGAGAGAAAAGAACUGUGUGACAGGAACGGGCCUGGAUUCUUCGCAUUUGGUCCUGGUGACCUUCAAGAAGGAUGUGACCAGAACCAGAAAAGUUCCCAUUCCGGGCAUUCUGGUACCUGAUCUAAUCGCGUUCAAUCUUAAAGCCCAGCUUGUGGCAGUGGCUUCGAAUACUUACAAUAUGAUUUUUAUCUAUUCUGUCGUUCCCUCCUUUAUGCCAAACAUCCAGAAGAUUCAAUUAGAGAGUAGCGAAAGACCCAAAGGCAUAUGUUUCUUGACAGAUAAAUUGUUAUUAAUUUUGGUAGGAAAGCCAAAUGCCGCUGAUUCCACUUUCCUUCCUUCUUCCAAGUCUGAACAGUAUGUCUUCCGUUUGGUUGUUCGAGAAGUCACGCUGGAAGAAUUUUCAGAUGCCCUGAGCGAAAGCCAGAACCCUUCCAACAUGCUUUUUGAGACAGCAGAUGGAAGGAAGCCAAGUCGGCCUCCAGAUUUUUGUCACCAAAAUAGAGAGCUCUUACUAACAGCUGAUCCGAGCAGAAAGCCUGGAAGCACCCUCAUUAAAGAAAUCAAGAGUCCCCCAGCUGGCAUCUGCGACGACUCUGCCGUCCUAGAAACGCUGGAUGCUAACCCGAAUAACCACUUAGGAACCCUUCCCCGGGCCACCAGCACGCCAGACCCCAUCAGCCCUCCAGAACCACCCGAUCUGCCUCCAGUAAAGACUGUGCAGGACCCUUGGCAGCUCUCCAAGGAAAUGGACGCGUUGUCUUGGAAGCUGACCCAAGUACAGCAAUGCCUUUCCGAGCUCGCGGGUUCUUUGCUUAACGGGAAGCGACCCUCUCCCGUGUACCCGCUCUCUCGGGAUCUGCCAUACGUUCACAUCACUUGCCAGAGCCCUUCCCGUGGCGGCUGCGCCCCCGAGAAGAGGGCCGUGCUGCUCUGCGGGGGCAAGCUGCGGCUCAGCACCGUCCAGCAGACCUUCGGCCUCGCCCUCGUCGAGAUGCUGCACGACUCCCACUGGGUCCUUCUCUCUGCCGAUACCGAAGGCUUCAUCCCGAUCACCUUCACAGCCACACAGGAAAUAGUCAUCAGAGACGGCAGCCUCCGGGCCAGGGAUGCUCAGGGACACUCUGUCUCCGAGUCAUGACCCUGGCCAUUCCCUUGACAUGCUUGGAGACUGUCCGCCCAAAGGUUGGAUAUCAUGAGGUGGUUUUUGGUUUUGGUUUUGUUUUUUUUGGGUCAUACCCGGCGAUGCUCAGGGGUUACUCUGCACUAAGAAAUUAUUCCUGGCAGUGCUCGGGGGAUCAGAUGAAUCGAACCCAGGUUGGCCGUGUGCAAGGCAAAUCCCCUCCCUGCUGUAAUAUCACUCUGGCCCCCACCACGAGGUAUUCUAACCAAUCAGUGCAGGGGUUUGUUUGCAGGGUAUCUGCAGUAUAGCUUUUUGGACAGCACCACGGCCCACCAGAGCCACAUCCCAUCCCAGUUUUCUGCAGCUUUGACCCACACUGUCGCCCAGGAUGGGGCCCCGCUGUCCAGGAGGGCCUCAGCCACUUCCUCUGGCCGAGGAUCGCUGCUCUGUAGCUCAGUCUUUGUUAAAUGACUCGGAAAGUGGCUGUUGGCUGGGGUGGUAGUGUAGUGGGGAGGGCACUCGCCUUGCACGAAGCCAGUGUGGUUCCACUCUGCUUCCCACAUGGUCCCCCAAGCCCUGCCAGGAGUGAUCUCUGAGCACAGAGCCAGAAGUAAACCCUGAGCACUACUAGAUGUGGCCCCAAAACAAAACAAAUCAGUGGCCGUUUAUGUAUUCAUGAUGUGUUUUUCCCCCCCUCGGGCAGCAUUUGUGGAACAAAACCAUCUGGUACCAUAUGGAUUGGUUUUAUGGCAUCUCUGAGGCUUUCUGUUUCUUGUCUAACUAAAACUGCAUUAACGCUAUCUCAGAAGCACUCGAAAGGUACCUCACCAGCCUUCUAGACCUCCGUGGCUGGAAAGUGAGAGUAGGGAGGGCGGAGAUCAGCAGCGCCUCUGCCCUAAACCAGGGGGACUCCGCAAAGCAUGAAGCAAGGCAAACCACCCAGUGAGUCUACUUUCAGGGAUACCAAGAACCAGAACGGUUUCAGAUACUGGCGGGACCUCCCGGACUUAUGUGUAACCCUCUUGCUUCUCUAGCAAACUCUGAUUUAGGUCCAAAGGCCACAAGCAGCUUUGGAGUGAAUUUCAGGUGAUUUGGCUCUUCCAGGGGCCACUGGAACAGGCCCCCCAUUUACAGGCAUGCUGGCGCGUGCAGAGGUGCCGAGCUUCUCACUUGGCUGCCACUCAUUUCCUCCCAGAAUAUGCUUUUGUUUCCUGCACUUUAGGGAUCAUAAAAAUUUCUAAUUUGUGGGCCGGAGCGAUAGCACAGCGGGUAGGGCGUUGGCCUUGCACGCGGCCGACCCGGGUUCGAUCCCCGGCAUCCCAUAUGGUCCCCCAAGCACCGCCAGGAGUAGUUCCUGAGUGCAAAGCCAGGAGUAACCCCUGAGCAUCGCUGGGUGUGACCCAAAAAGCAAAAAAAAAAAAAAAAAAUUUCUAAUUUGAGGACUGAAGAGAUAGUACAGUUUGGGCACUUGCCUUGCACGCAGUUGACCCAGGUUCAAUCCCCAGCAUCCCACAUGGUCCCCUGAGCACUGCCAAGAGUGACUCCUGAGUCCAGAGCCAGGAAUAAGCCCUGAGCACCGCCGCGUGUGGCCCCAAAACAUAAAACAAAAGGAUGUUUUCUAAUAUUUUUUUUCUCCCAGUCAAUAGCUUCUUUACAUUGUGGUUUUACCAUUGGCUUUCCCUCUGUUCAAAUCGGAGAUACCAGCCUCGAGUCUGAGAGAAAGUAUUCCAAGUUGUUAGAAGUUUCACCGAAUCUGAGGUAGUUCUAAAAAGCCCUAGUUUAUUAUCAUUGUGGAUGAAAGAAGCAGCCCAGUCGAGGGGAGGCUUUCCGCCCCUAACUUCAGCCAGACUCUGCUGCUCACUGCCUUCCCAGGGACUCAUAAAUUGUAAUUACCUCAGCGUGACACAUUGAUCCGCAUGUGGCUGGUCAGAGCACAUCUGCGGAGAAGUUGUUUCAGCCGUCCCCGCUCCAUUAGCACCUCUGCAUCUUUCCCCACUAGCCUUUGAAAUUGUCUGGAAAGAUCCAUUUUGUACCUCCGGGACUGCUGUCCGUCUGUUCCCGAUUACGAGGCCGGAGCUGGGCUGCGAGCAAAGCCGGGGCCCAUUUUGUGGUUCAGAUGCAUUAGGCAGCUGCCGGGAUAAUGGGGCUGGAGGCCACUUGUCUGCAGUCAGCUGCCGCGUGAGAGGGCGGCUGGGGACAGCCCGGGGCCGGGCUCCCUGUGCACAGGAAAUGACCGAGUGGGCUGAAAGCUCAUGGUUUCGCAGCCUCGAGAGAGGCCUUCGAGGGCCCUUGAGUAAAAUCAGUCUGGGUGUCUCAAGAUGUAUGUGACAGUCACUUCACCAGUCCAAAGCCUGAGCUGAGUCCUCAGUUAACCGCUAAUGGUCAUUGAUGGGGCUGUCCCUCAGUGCUCGAGUGCCCUGGCCUCAGUCCCUAGCACACCCCCACCCCGGCACACAGAAGGCCGCGGCUGUAGUACGCAUCUGCCUUUGUUUUCCUCUUGUUCUCUUUUGCUUAGUUUUUUUUUUUUUUCUUUUUGGGUCACACCCAGCGAUGCACAGGGGUUACUCCUGGCUUUGCACUCAGGAAUUACUCCUGGCAGUGCUUGGGGGACCAUAUGGGAUGCCGGGGAUCGAACCCAGGUCAGCCGCGUGCAAGGCAAACGCCCUACCCGCUGUGCUAUCGCUCCGGCCCCUCUUUUGCUUAGUUUUUCUGGUGUUAGGGACCAAACCCCUGGCCUCCCCCCUGUGAGGGAUGCACUCUGCCACUGAACCACAUUUUUGGCCUGUUGUCCAGCUUUUGGUGGCAGUUUCUUUGUGAUUUCUGCUAGUACAGAGAGCUGUUCUCAGCUUUAUGUCUGGGUAUGAGGUUUCCUUGUUUCUUCUCCUGGAGAAAAGUCUGGAGUCUAGUUUCUUCCCUCACAACAACUGAUUCCCUGGCAAACUCUCGAGAUGUUUCCUUCGCCUCUGCUAUUACUACUGUCAUUGGAACAAAAGAAGACAGUCUAGUACUUUAUUGGCUUUAUAAACAGAAGAGCUGAACUCUAAAAAUAAACUUAAAUUUGGUGCUUAAUGUUAUCUUGAGAGUAUUUUGCAUAAGCAAAGACAAUCCCAUUUUGCACCCACAUCUAUUAAA